Molecule: messenger RNA, 1905 nt
Organism: Cladocopium goreaui
Lineage: Eukaryota; Dinophyceae; Suessiales; Symbiodiniaceae
Source: the annotation of a GenBank genome assembly
AUGUCAUCAGUGGACAGAGAAAAGUAUGAGAAUCUUCUCCGUUCUGUCCCAGUUUUGCGUGACUCUCUGGCACGAUGGCGUCGGCAAAAUGCACAUGCUCCGGAGAUGUUGCAGAAUGCUAUAGCGGUGUGGCAAGCUCGUUUAGCACCUUCUUUUCGCAAGACGUUUGUGGAGAACUUCUACGCAUCUCUGGACGCCUUGGAUGAACGCUUGCCUCCGGUGGAUCCUCGUGACACGCUUCGCAGUGAUGCUGGCUCGCACAUGGGGGAAGAUGCAGACAUGGAUGUCGCAGAGGAGGCUGCUGCGGCCGCUGGUGACUCAGAGGGUCGUGACUCAGAUGCCAGUUUAGACUCUUGGCAGAAGUGGGACAUGGAGUGGAAUGCGCAACGGGAUGAGACGCCUUCCCGAGAAAGUCUGCCUUACAGGGACUUCAUGGCAAGCACGUUGCCGGUCACUGCUGCUCCUGCUUCGUCCAUGAUUGAAACACCCAGACCGGUGGAAUCGGAGAGUGAGUCGCUGAGCCCUCCAGGUCCGUACGACUCGCCUCCUCACAGACGAAAGAAGAUUGAGCAUUGGGAUAGGCAUUCAGUUCCUGCAGUUCCUUUGCAGAAUUCUUUUUUGUCGCUGGCUGCAUCUUCUUCGGCAUGUUCGUCUACUCCCAUGGCCGUCUCUGUGCCCGAUCCGAUUGAAUCGUUCAGCGGUGAUGAAUCAGUACCACCUCCUCCAGUCCCAGUGGUUGACACGUCGGAGAGACAAUCUUUGGGGGAAAGGCUGCGUAGGAGCUUCAAAUGGGGAGCUUGUAGGGAUCACCCGUCUCGAUCGAUGCAACCCCAUGUUUUGGGACCCAAUUCGAAAAAUCCAGGCACUCUCAUUUUGUAUUGUUCCAUGUGGCGUAAGAAAGAUGCCGCUGGCAAGCCCCUAUGCUGGUUUUCUCGACCUUUUCCCCGCGAACGCUUUGCGGAGCUUGGUCAGUUGCAUAAAGAUAAAUAUCAAGAUCUCCAGUUAGCUUUGCGACGCAACUCCGUGCUUUUGAUAAUGCCCAAGAAACGAGUAAAGUUGGCCGAGAAGACGCCAAAAUUUUCCCUUAGAGCCAGUUGCCAGAAAAAUUCGGAACACCAUGACCUGGGCUUGACCUACUCCACAGCAGACAGAAGUGGCUCACAUGUGUUGCGUGACUUGAAACAAAUUUCGUAUCCGGAGCUCUGUGAAUGGGGUCCGAAGGUCUGCAAAACAUACCUGUGGGACCAUGGUGUCCUUUCUGCUGAUGUACCUUUGUGCUGGUAUUGUGGAGAAGACAUGAUUCGCACCGGGAGACGCAUGGACGAUGAGCUCAAGUGUGGCGGCACCAAUUGUUACGGACAUCCCGUCCUGCAGCGACCUGUGGAAGCUUUCACUCCCUUGCACAGCCAAGUUCGUCAAGGCGAGGAUGCUGACUACGUGAAUUUUUUACGUUGUUGUUACUGCAUCGGUAUUCGCACUCCUCCCGAUGCACUUCGACAUCUUUUGACUGGAGUGUCCAAAAACAGGUUGACGCGUUGGACACAGGACAUUAGACUGGCCUGUGCAGUGGCCGAGUACCAAGAUUCAUCCUCUUUCGAAUUUGGUGCUGGUGUGCUCGAAUUCGAUACCGCAACUGCAGUCGUUCGCCGCAACGCGUCAAAGCUGGAGAUGACCCAAGCUCGUCUGAAACGGUCCAAAGUGGAGAGAAAAGGUCUCCAGUCGGUAAAAAAAACAGUUCGCAAGAUGUUGCGAAAACGUCCUGCGAGCAAGUGUUCUUCCAAGAAGAUCUUCAAGGGGAGACAUAUCGUCUUCAAAUUGCGAACUGUUAAUGGUAUCGACAAAAGCAGGAAGUAUGCCAUCCUGCCUUUGCCUCCCAAAGCUGCUGAACGAGGACUGUUUCUUUAA